Messenger RNA from Seminavis robusta, 747 nucleotides. NCBI's taxonomy places the organism in Eukaryota, Bacillariophyta, Bacillariophyceae, Naviculales, Naviculaceae. The record is from the annotation of a GenBank genome assembly.
AUGGCCAUUGCGUUUGGUCCUCGGUCUACCGGUAUGCCCUUGGGGACUGUAAAAAGGCGUCGUCACCACCAUUCUACUGGUACCAGUGAUCAGCAGGAGCCCAUAUGCUUCGUCAGCACCAAGUUUCGUUCUCUAUUACGAGCUACCGUCAACUUUGAGGGAGAGUCCUCCACCAGUGUAUCUGUUCCAAUCCCAUCCUCAUCCUCAUCCUCAUCCUUGUCCUCCACCAACAGGAACAACAGUUCCUUGGCGGAUUGGAUGCUCUCGUCGGACUCUGACGAAUUUUUCCUGGGAACACAAGACUUUCGCAAACGAACUGAUGGUUGCUGGGAUGCCUUUCAGCCCAGUGUGGAUUGGUUUGGCUUGGAAUUAGUGCCAGUUUUCGUAAUCAAAUUGGAACGCAACGGGCCCAAAAAGCAGGUAUCUGCCAUCAUCACACAAGCUAGAAGUGAUAUUCGCUCUGGUCAAAAUUCCGUCACUGGAAGGCUGGCCGGAAAAGUCAUGGAAAAGUCAUCCUUCCAAGGAUCCAAUAGAGUCACCUGGAAGGAAAAUGAUCUAGCAAAUGAAUGGAUCUUGGAGGCCGAUCUCUCACUCACUCUGUCGAUACCACUACCUCCAUUGGUGCCGCUGCCUCCCGGAUUCAAUUCCAUUGGUUCUCGUAUUGUCAAGUCCACGUGCAAGAGACGGCUGGAACAAUUCCUCAAUAAUCUGCAAGCUUCCUAUCUCGAUUGGGCGAAGCGACAGUAG